AGGAGGCCACGGGGCUCUUGCUCCAGGCCCCCUCGCUGGCCCGGCUCUCGGGGCCCGGCCGCACGAGCCAUGCGCAGCUGACCAGCCCCCCUCCCCCAGGACAGACGGACGAGCACCGGGCAUGGCCCCCCCCGUGGCCUUCGCGUGGCUCUGCCUCUGCUGGGGCCUGGUGGCCAGGCAGGCGGGGGGCAUGAACUACCCCCCCAGGUACAGCCUGUACACCGCGGCCGCCCUGCCCUUCACGCAGCUCCAGGGCACCUCGCAGGCACCCAAUGGCGCACGGGUGGCCAGCCGCCACAGGAACUGGUGCGCCUACGUGGUAACGCGCAGCGUGAGCUGUGUGGUGGAGGAUGGCGUCAGCACCUACGUGAAGCCGGACUACCAGCCAUGUGUCUGGGGGCAACUCCAGUGCCCCCAUGUCAUCACGUACCGGAGUUUUGUGCGCCCGCGCUACAAGGUGGCCCACAAGACAGUGUCGGACAUGGAGUGGCGCUGCUGCCCUGGCUUCUCAGGUGACGACUGUGCUGAAGGGGGCGUGGCGCUGACCACCACCCGGCCACGACCUCAGCCGGCCCGCCCCAACCUGUCCGGCUUUAGCAACACGCUCAGCGGCCUUGGCGGAGAAGGGUCGAGGGACGCGGAGAAGGUGCAGCAGCUGGAAGAGCAGGUGCAGAGCCUGAGCAAGCAGCUGCACGAGCUGCAGUCCUCCACGCGCGCCAGCCACGCCAAGCUCACCGAGGACGUGCGCCGCGCCGUCGAGGCCUCCCUGAACGGCAAGCAGCCCGCGGACGCCGCCGCCAACCCGGAGAUGAAGGAGACCCUCAGCGAGAUCCAGCGCCACCUGGAGCGCCUCGACAACCGCAUCUCCAGCCAGGAGAACGGCGGCGGGCAGGGCGCGGGCGGCGGCGGCGUCGCGGGGGGCGACGUCCGCGGCGAGGUGCUGCGCGAGGUGGAGCGGCGCUUGCAGGGCUCGUGCGCCUCCUGCUUGGCCGGGGUGGACGGGCUGCGGCAGCAGCAGGCCGAGGAGCGCGACCGCCUGCGGGCCCUCGAGAAGCUGGUGGCCACGGCGGGCCAGCGGACCCGCGACGCCGUGGACGCCCUGCAGCAGCACGUGAGCCGCCUGGCCGCCGAGCAGCCGGGCCGGGACUGCUGCCCGCAGCUGGAGAGCCGCGUGGCCGCGCUGGAGCGCCGCCUGGACGCCGUGGCGGGCGCCGUGGCGCAGCUGCACGAGCAUCCGCCCUGGGGCGGCCGGGAGGCGCCCUCGCUGCCGCCGCCCUCCUCCUCCUCGCCCCUGGACCGGCGCAUGGCGGAGAUGGAGAGCCGCGUGAACACCACGCAGCGCAGCCUGGAGGAGCACCUGGCGGACCUGCAGGUCAUGCUGGACGGCGCCGACGGGCGGCUGCGCCGGGCCGAGGGGCAGCUCGACUUCGCCUUCUCCCGCCUCAACGACUUCCAGAGCCAGGUGCACCGCGCGCUGGCCAACCUGUCGCGGGACGUGGGCGGCCUCAAGGACAGCAGCCUGCAGCAGCAGGGCGCGCUGGAGCGGGUGCGCGGGGCCGUGCACGCCUGCACGCAGGUCUGCAGCCCGCCCGGCGGCGGCGGCGGCGGCGGCAACCAGCACUCGCGGAUCAGCGCCAUCCUGAGCGACCUGGAGCGGCGCGUGCUCGACAACGAGGGCCAGCUGCGCCUGCUGGGCUCCAGCCUCCACCAGCUCGACGUGUCCGGGAAGCUGCGUGGCCUGCACGGCCUGGUGGGCGCCCACGGCGAAGCCCUGAGCAAGCUGGCCGGGGACGUGGGCGAGCUGGAGAACCGGCUGGCGGGCCUCUCGGCCAGCGCGGGGCCGCCGGAGCUGCAGGCCAACCGCACCCGCCAGCGCCUGGAGAGGCUGGAGCACGCCCUCGACGGCCUGGCGCGGCAGCCGCCCUGCCGGCAGGCCUGCGCCGACCUGCGGGCGGAGGUCGCGGGGCUGCGGGAGCAGGUGGAGGCCUGCGCCGCCGGCUGCGCGCCAGGAGGCAGCAGGAGGCUGCCGGGGCUGGCCGGGGCCGAGGCCGAGGGGGAGGCGGGCAAGCAGCCCCUGGACGGCUUCAGCGUGAUCGGGGGCAGCUCCAGCGUGCACCUGCAGUCGCUGCAGGGCGAGCUCUCCGAGGUGAUCCUGGGCUUCAGCUCGCUCAACGAGACGCUGGCCGGCCUGCAGGCCCGCGUGGAGAAGCACCAGACGGACCUGCGCCAGCUGGGCGUCACCAAGGACCGCAUCAUCUCCGAGAUCAACAGCGUGCAGCGGGAGGUGGCGGAGCACGUGAACCACAGCGAGGAGCGCUUCCAGGGCCUGGGCCGCGACAUCCAGCACUUCGGCGGCGCGCUGCGCGUCGAGGCCGCCGACUGCCGGCGGGCCUCCGGGGGCCUGGGCGAGCGCCUGGCCAAGCUGGAGGGCGCCUGCGAGCGGCUCGACCGCGUGGCCGGCAGCCUGCGCAAGAUCAAGGAGGGGCUGGACAAGCACGUCUCGGCCCUCUGGGGCUGCCUGCGCGACGUGAACGGCACGCUGCGCGACCACGGCGCCCUGCUGGACAAGAUCCAGGGCAGCCAGCUCGGCACGCUGCACGGCCGCCUCAACACCCUCAACGGCUCGCUGCGCGGCCUGCAGGACCAGCUGCAGCGCCUCGGGCUGCAGGACUUCACAGGGCCUCCAGGACUCCCAGGCCGAGCAGGCCCAAUGGGGCGGCCGGGGCUCCCAGGCCCCGUGGGGCCCCCUGGCAAGGACGGAAGGACGGGUUCUGUGGGUCCCCCAGGUCUCCCUGGAGAGCAAGGGUUGCCAGGUCCAGCUGGAACGAUGCCCAAAGUCUCCUUUGCAGCAGCGCUGACAGCAGUGUGGCACGUGGAGACGGGCACCAUCGCCUUCGACCGGGUGCUGGUGAAUGACGGCAAUUGCUAUGACCCAGACUCAGGGAUCUUCACGGCGCCUGUCUCUGGCCGCUACCUGGUCAGCGCCAUCCUGACCGGGCACAGGGGUGAGAAGAUUGAGGCCGUGCUGUCCCGCUCCAACCAGGCCAUCGCCCGCAGUGACUCCGCCGGGUACCAGCCCGAAGGCCUGGAGAACACGCCUGUGGCUGAGCGCCAGCCCAGCGCCGGGGCCCUGGCUGUCUUCACCCUUGUUGUGCCCAUGGAUGCUGAGGAGACCCUCUGUGUGGACCUGGUGUCUGGCCGGCUGGCCCAUUCUCCGGACGAGCCCCUGACAGUCUUCAGCGCAGCCCUGCUCUAUGAGCAGGGGUUUGGGGUCUAGGUGGGGGUCGCUGGGCCGGGAUUGGAGGCAGGUGGAAGCCAGCCCCCAGCCCAGCCUGGUCAGGGAGGACCAAGGGACCCACCUUUCAGCCCAGCCCAGCCCCCGCCCUCCCCUUCUGAGCUGCUGCUGCUGCUGCCGCUGCUGCCGCCACUACACAUCUGGUGCUUCUGCCACCCCAGCGUUUAGGCUGACAGCUGAGCUCAGGAGGGCAUGAGUGGGGAGGGGUCCGUGCCGCGCCGGAUGCUCCCACCCUGCUCGGUGCUCUUGCUGGCAACACCUGCCCCUUUCUGCCAGCCUCAACGCUCUGCCUCCCGGGCCCUGGGGUAAAAGGGGUUGGGGGAGGGGGUGCAGCUGUCCAGAUCAAUGGAAUGCAUCAGCUAGGAGCCAUUCCAGACCUGAAGGGAAGGGGAGAGAGUAUUUUUGUUUGUUAUUUAUCUGUGUCUGUCCUACCCCAGAGAAAGUACUUUUUCUUCCCUCCCCCCCUCCCCCCGUCACCACCACCAUCCGCCACCUCACUGCACCACAAUGACCCGUCUUUGUGCCUUGCUCACGCUUUGUCACACUGGGGCUGCCUCAUCUAGCCUUGCCCACUGCAGAGCUGCUGACCAGCCAUGACAGGCCUGCCCCA
Molecule: messenger RNA, 3905 nt
Organism: Elgaria multicarinata webbii
Lineage: Eukaryota; Metazoa; Chordata; Lepidosauria; Squamata; Anguidae
Gene: EMILIN1
Product: elastin microfibril interfacer 1
Exons: 8
Coding region: 122-3277 (1051 amino acids)
Molecular function (GO): extracellular matrix constituent conferring elasticity; protein binding
Source: RefSeq, a predicted model, not a curated record